This is a messenger RNA of Spirometra erinaceieuropaei, 3127 nucleotides long. The record is from the annotation of a GenBank genome assembly. Lineage: Eukaryota; Metazoa; Platyhelminthes; Cestoda; Diphyllobothriidea; Diphyllobothriidae.
AUGCACUUGACCAGGAUUCUUCGCCGACAACAACACCACAACAAGGGUCAGAAGGACAAGAAUGGCUGGGCAGCCAUGCCCACCACCUGUGUACCUAGCGGGAGCGCAAACGCAUCUACCGGGAGGGAACCAGGUGCCAGCGAAUACCAGACUGCGGGGGCCAUGGUUUGCUGAUGCUGGCAUAGCACACGCUUACUGACCUUUUGACCUUAAGUGCUAAAUACUUAUUAUCCGUGUGUUGUAUCCACUUGGUCAGCGUUUGGAGCUUCCGUUUUUGGCUCCCUGUUGACAUCCCCUUUUCCUUUUGUAACCCUCCAUCGAGCAUCAUCCGUGUUCUUUUAAUUAACUGGUUUUCUAUUCUGACCUUGAGCUGGAAAUUCGACUUGUUCGAACAGUUACAAAGGAAUGCUUUGGCUAGGGCAUCCAUUGUUGAGGUUUGUACAUUCUCCAUUAUUGCCUGUAUUCUAUCAGUUGUACUGUAUAUCCACCGAAAUCUAUUUUUUGCUUAUACGCGUUGCUCGGACUAGCAAAGAAUGCUAUGCCGUCUUAUAAAGUGACAAAAUGUAAAUAAAAAGCUAUUUGCAAUUCUGUUACCACUGAUAAAUUCUGGUCAACAUGUUUGUCUUAGUUUUAUGCCUAGAGCUUUUGAUUAUCAGAACAUCAGUGACUGAAUAGGGGCGUGAUUUUUUCACUUGACUCUGGGCCGUAUACGGCAUCUGACGUCAUGCCCAAUGCGGGGGGUUGGACACGGAAACGAAGACUCAACACACUACAGGUGGAUCUGGGCUGAAUUCCAGGGGUACCUAUUUCCCUGUCCUUACUUUGACCUAUACCCUAGCAUUAACACUAACCCCAACCUUAACCAUUCAAACCCAAACCUCACCCCUCUACCUGAACUUAACCCUGACCCUAAUCUCUCUAGAAUCUGGGACAAGGCCACCUGCUUUGCGGGGACUUCCUAUUCCUGUGUCUUGUCAUGAAAUUUUUCUCAAAGGCGAAAAAUCGUAUUUUCAGAGGGUGUGACGUCAAGAAGAUGCCAUGGCGGCGUUUCCCAGGAGGACUACCUCGUUGAUUUUAUGUCACUUUGACGAGCAGAGAGAGAGAGAGGAAUUCGCUUCAUUUUGAAAUUAUAAAUUCAAGAUUUUCAGCAAAAAUUGGGGCUCCAUUCACUGUGGACAGAAAAUAAGUUAAUAAAUCACUCAAGAGUCAAUAAGUUUUACACAAAAAGGAACGACUAUUAUGGGGAGAUUUCGAGUCUUAGCUUCUGUAUUUCUGUCUCUUCACCAAUAGACUGUCGUUUGGGGAUCUUAGAUCAUCAGUGUGGGGGGAAAAGAGGUGAGGGUAUAAAAUGGUACCUUGGAGAACUCCACAGUCAGGGGGAAGGACCACAGAUUUCUGCUUGCCUUAUUGGACACACUGAGUGCGGGAAGUAAAAUAGUCGCCAGGCCAAGAGAUAACCCAGCCUGACAAACAGCAUGCGGAUGUUUUGGUAGAGAGACGGGGGCGCGGGAUGGUAUUGAAGGCGGAGGAGUAGUCAAGAGAUGCACAUGCGUACUCGCGGCAACCCUUAUCUAAUUCUCCUAGGGCAAAGUGCACCACAAGAGCAACAUCAUCUAGGGUACUACGCUUGCAUUUAUAUGCAAAUUGUGAAGGGUUGGCAAAACGAUGACCCAACAAACUACAGGUGGCUAUUUUCAAAAAACGACUUUGACGUCAGCAUUCAAAAUUUGGCGGUGCUGAAAUAAACUCCGUAAGCCUCUGAUAGCCGGAAGAGAGGACCUUCUACGCAAUAAGACCAUUUUUGUGCUCUCAUCAUAUGUCAGCCGAUCGGCAACCCUCCUUCUGGUGAGUCUACCGGCUGCUGAUUAUCACCUCAGUUGCGAAAACCAGUAAUGAAAUCGUGGUCGGAUCUUAUUUCGUAGCCGUACCUGCAGUAGGCGAGUCCCAGCUUAACCCCUAAACCCCAACCUUAACCCCUAAAGCCAAACCCCAAUCCCAACCCCUACCCCCUAACUCCUACCCCCUAUCCCCUAACCCCUAACUGGUAUGGCUACGAAAUUGGAUCUUGCCGAAAUCGCUACCACAGUCAGAUGGAAGGAUCACAGUGCGGGAAGUAAAAUAGUCGCCAGGCCAACAGACAACCCAGCCUGAAGAACAUCAUGCGGAUGUUUUGGUAGGGAGAAGGGGGCGUGGGACGGUAUUAAAGGUGGCAGAAUAGUCGAGAAAGGCACAGGCGUACUCGCGGCAACCCCUAUCUAAUUCUCUUAAGGCAAAGUGGACCACAAGAGCAACAGCAUCUAGGGUAUUACGCUUGGCUUUAUAUGCAAAUUGUAAGGGGUCGGCAAAACGGAAGAAAAUGGCUUUUUAAUAUCCAGGACAACUCGUUCAGCAACCUUCAGAAGAGCGGAAGAGCAGGCAGUUGGACGAAAAGAUUAAGGACCAAGAUUAGCGGUUUUUAGGAUAGGAGUGAGUCUCACUGUACGCCAGGCGUCAAGAAUCUUAGAUUCCAUGAAAGACAUGCUAAUAAGGUGUGUUAAAAUGGGGGCUAUUUGGGAACAACAAGAUUUAAAAAGGGAAGGUGAGACACCAUCCGACCCGGCAGCUGUUGAUCCACGGGUCAGACACCACGGUCUCUUCGUCAGCAGAAUUCCUGGAGAAACUCAAAGGGGUAAGCCUCCAUCCAAAUGAGGUCAUGGUAUCUUUUGAUGUUACAUCCCUUUUUACUUCUAUUCCCCAGGACCUGGCGAUCGAGGCAAUUGAACUGCUACUACAGAGCAGAUACGAUGAAACGGAGAACCGUCUUGGACACGCCCAAAUCCUUCAGCUCCUGAAGCUCUGUCACAGGACGUACUUCACGUUCGACGGGACAAUCUACGAACAGGUGAAGGGCACACCAAUGGGUUCGCCGAUUUCGGGAUUCAUCGCCGAGGCGGUCCUGCAACGGUUAGAGUCGCUGGUCUUCCAACACCACAAACCGACGUUCUGGGCCCGGUAUGUGGAUGAUACCUUCGUCGUUAUCUAUCGGGAUCAACUGCUGACAUUCAAGGAACGUCUGAAUGCGGUCUUCCCGGACAUACAAUUUACAGUACCUGUGCUAACUUAUGAAAUGCCGAGGUCAAAAUUAUAG